This is a messenger RNA of Charadrius vociferus (killdeer), 1254 nucleotides long. RefSeq names its product UDP-N-acetylglucosamine pyrophosphorylase 1 like 1 (gene UAP1L1). Lineage: Eukaryota; Metazoa; Chordata; Aves; Charadriiformes; Charadriidae. The transcript has 9 exons. Gene Ontology annotation, biological process: UDP-N-acetylglucosamine biosynthetic process. The coding region runs from base 1 to 1254 and encodes 417 amino acids. Gene Ontology annotation, molecular function: UDP-N-acetylglucosamine diphosphorylase activity. The record is from RefSeq and is a predicted model, not a curated record.
AUGGUUGAGACUACCGGCAUUGCACGCUUCCAUCAGAUCUCGCAGAACAAGGUGGCAGUGCUGCUCCUGGCUGGAGGACAAGGAACUCGUCUGGGAGUGAGCUACCCCAAGGGCAUGUACAAUGUGGGGUUGCCCAGUGGCAAGACUUUGUAUCAGAUCCAAGCAGAAAGAAUCCGCAAAGUGGAGCAGCUCGCUGGCCAGAGACACCACUGCAAGUGUGCCAUCCCCUGGUACAUCAUGACAAGUGAGUUCACGCUGGGGCCGACAGAGGACUUCUUUGUAGAGCACAACUACUUCAACCUGGAUAGAUCCAAUGUGGUCAUGUUUGAACAGAGGAUGCUGCCUGCUGUCACCUUUGAUGGGAAGGCCAUCUUGGAGGAGAAGGGGAAAAUUGCUAUGGCUCCAGAUGGCAAUGGUGGCUUAUACCGUGCUUUGGUAGAUAAUAAGAUCUUGGAUGACAUGAAGCAGCGUGGAAUCCAGUAUGUCCAUGUAUACUGUGUGGACAAUAUCCUUGUGAAAAUGGCAGAUCCGGUCUUCAUAGGCUUCUGUGUUUCCAAAAGGGCAGAUUGUGGUGCAAAGGUGGUGGAGAAGGCCUACCCCACAGAGCCUGUCGGGGUGGUGUGCUCUGUGGAUGGCGUCUACCAGGUGGUGGAGUACAGUGAGAUCAGCCUGGAGACUGCGCAGCAGCAGAGCCCCGAUGGGGGGCUGAUGUACAGCGCUGGCAAUAUCUGCAACCAUUUCUUCACAGUUGAGUUCCUGGAGAUGGUGGCCCAGAAAUAUGAGCCGCAGCUGAGGCAUCAUGUAGCCAUAAAGAAGGUGCCCUACAUUGACGAGGAGGGAAAUCUGGUAAAACCGCUAAAACCGAACGGGAUAAAGCUGGAGAAGUUUGUGUUUGAUGUGUUCCCGUUCUCUAAGAAUUUUGUGGUGUUUGAGGUUUUGAGAGAAGAGGAGUUCUCGCCACUAAAAAACAUGGACACAGCUGACAAAGACACUCCUACCACUGCUCGGCAAGCCCUCCUGGCCCAGCAUUACCGCUGGGCUCUCAAGGCUGGGGCCAGAUUUCUGGAUGAAAAUGGUUGCAGGAUACCAGAGAAACUCAGUCUCUCGGAAACUGAAGAUCCUCCUGCUGUGUGUGAGAUUUCUCCAUUAGUGUCUUACUUUGGAGAGGGUCUGGAGGCGUACAUGAAGAACAAAGACUUCCCUUCUCCCUUUGUACUCAAUGAAAACAAAGCGGAAACACUAGGAAAUUCUUGA